Molecule: messenger RNA, 1558 nt
Organism: Notolabrus celidotus (New Zealand spotty)
Lineage: Eukaryota; Metazoa; Chordata; Actinopteri; Labriformes; Labridae
Gene: iba57
Product: iron-sulfur cluster assembly factor IBA57
Cellular component (GO): mitochondrial matrix
Molecular function (GO): protein binding
Source: RefSeq, a predicted model, not a curated record
UCGCGCAAUGCAUUGUGGGACUUCAAAAUGGAGCCGUCUACUGCUCUGUGCAGUGUUAUGUAGCCGUCCACCACUGUGAUGAAAAGGAGAUUGAACCACUUGACCUGCACACAAAUUUCACUAGGUCAACCUGCAGAAUGGGUGUUUGGUGUUUGGGCAGGGGAGCGCUCAUGUCCACCGGUUAUCUCGGUGUUUAUUCCAGACAAUACUGCGCUCGGUAUCUGUGCGUAAAGUUGAACGUCUCUGGUGCUUCAGCUCCAUUAGGGCUUCAUGUCAAGAAGUACAGCAGCCAGGGGAGUAAUAAGGGAGGAGAUGAACCGGGACAGUUUCUGUGCUAUCACCUUCCUCAUAGGACCUUACUGAAAAUCCAAGGACAGGACACGAGCCCGUCUCAAGGAAUUAUAACCAACGACAUGGCGCUGCUGGAGGACCCUGCUCAGAAAGUCAUGUACUCACAUAUGCUAAAUGUGCAGGGAAGGACACUGUAUGACAUCAUCUUGUACAGUCUAAAAGAAGCCGAAGCAGGACAAGGGGUUUUCCUGGAGUGUGACAGCACGCUUAAAGACUCAAUCUUGAGACAUUUGAAGGUGUACAAGAUUCGCAGAAAGGUCAAUGUUAACCCCUGUUCAGACCUUUCCGUAUGGGCGGUGCUUCCGAAGCACAAGGAUGAAGAGGCCAGUAAACCAGAGCUGUCCUCCCCAGACAAAGCUGUGGUAUGGGAGAUCGAUCCUCGAACUCAGGAGAUGGGCUGGAGACUGGUGGUUAAUAGUCAAGUUGACCCCUCGGAUAUGAUUCCAUCAUGUCAGAAAGGUGACACAGAGGAGUAUCACAGACAUCGCUAUGCAAUAGGACUUCCUGAGGGGGUGAAGGACCUUCCCCCUGGGGUGGCACUACCACUAGAGUCAAAUCUGGUCUACAUGCAGGGUAUCAGCUUUAGCAAAGGCUGCUACAUUGGCCAGGAGCUCACAGCCAGGACUCAUCACACUGGGGUGAUUCGAAAACGCCUGAUGCCAGUACACUUGUCAGCUCCAGUCCAAGACCUGGAGGAAGGCGCUUCCCUGCAAACACAGUCCGGCAAGCCAGCUGGGAAGCACCGAUCAGGGGUUGGAGAUCUGGGUCUGAGCCUAAUCCGUAUGGCACACGCCAAAGAGGUAUUGAUGCUUAAGUCUUCUGACGACACAGCAGUGACACUUGAGGCUGCUGUGCCAGACUGGUGGCCUCAAGACGUGAAAGUCAACUGAAGAGAAGGAUGCUUUACAGUUCCCUCAAAUGUGACGUACAUCAAAUCUGACAGACGUCUCAUAAACAGAACCCUGAAGUACAGUAUGUUACACUGUCAUUGUUUUACAGCUGUGUGGCACCAGUCCUUAUAUGUGAGUGUUUUUGUUUGCAAUAUGAACUAUUUUAAGAGUGAUUGAUUGUGCUCAAAUGGUCAAGAUUAUGUGCAACAUAAGUACGCUUUUGAAAGAUCUAUUUUUAGCACUAUAUCAGAUAAAGAAUUAUAUAAAUGCUAUUGUUUUUUUUUAAUUGAAUAAAUAUUUAAAACGGAACAACAAAA